GCGUUUCACUGUUUGAGUUUCUGAGGUAAAAAGCUGAAGUUAUUUUUCAGUCGAUACAAUUUAAUUUAAGUACAUUUUCAAGGCGGGAAUACAUUCAUGAAAAGAUACGGGUCUUUCAACAGUCUUGACACAAAUAUGGAAGCAAAAACGUUCAGAAAUGAGGCAAAAAGAUUUCCAAUAUAUGAAGUGCCUAUAUGAAUUCAAUCAGAACAGAAGUAGACUUCUUUCUUACCUUGCCAGGUGAGCCCUGUCAUCACAGAUUUCCCCCGCAUCCUGACAAAACCCAGCUGUGUUGGGUCUCAAAUAGACUUUCACUUUCCUCUCCUCUGCAAACUGCCCCCUAAAUCCAUGUCUCAACAAAGACCUACAAAAUGAGCCGGGGUCAGAGCACAAGCCCAAACAUUUCCUCCAUAGACAAAUCAGGGAACACAAUGGCUCUUCCAAAACUUAAAGCCAGGCAUGGGAUUGCCAGAAAGCCCAUCAUAGCCUCUCUCGCAGGGACCACCAAAGCAGUAUCCUUGUCCCAAAGGCCGCAACCUCCUGCUAAGCCCAGAUCAGAGAGGCCUUUAUCAGCAGGUGGAUCUUACAAACCUUGCACACUUGCUCAGCAGGUUUCAGGUGAGGAGAUGAAAAACCUCAGCAAUCAACAGUCCACUUUCUUUGGAGGACAGAACCGGCCGGAUUCGGGCAGCUGUAAUGACAAUGAGGUGUCAGACUCUGUGAAUUCAGCACAGAAUGGGCAUAAAAGAGUGCAGAGAGGAAAGAGUGAAAAAUUCCGGGAGCCUCAUAAACAUCAAACUCUCUCCAAACACAGCAGCUCUCAGAGUCAUACCAGCAGCGCUGGCUCAAGCACCAUCCAAACUAUCAAAUCCACCUCUGAGCUGAUAAAUGAAGCCAGACUUAUUGCUGGACCUGAGCUGCCAGAUGAGGUUGACCAGCAGAGGGCGCCAAAUGAGACCUUAGCAGACACAUUAGUGAUGGGGCCAACUCAAAGAGACACCUCAGUACCAAAAGAGAAAUGUUCCCCAAGACCAAUGUGCCAUCCACCUGUGUCAUCUGGUGUCUACAAGAUGGCUGAGUCAGUUUUACAGAAGGAUUCUGAUAUUGGCUCUGAUGGUGGAGGACUCAAGGAUCUCUUAUCUCAGGUGACCAAUGAAGAUAUAAUAAUGGCUCGUGGAUGUAGCUUGACUCCAGUUCAGAGACCAGAAAAGACAUCCCAUCAGACCAAAACCAUUCAAGGCCUUUCACUUCUGGCAACCUGGACACCUAAAAAAGAUGCAGAAGGGUAUAAAACCAUCCACCAUUUGUGUACCACUCCUGCUAGUCAAGUCGUGCCUGUUGAGUUACAACUUGCUUCUAGAAUCUGCCACACUCAAAACCUGAUCACUGCAACAGCACAGUUUAACCAGCAGAGGACAGCACUUGGACAUAUUUCUCAUCCUGACACGCAAAGGCUGGUGUGUGAAGGUGUUUCUGUUGAUUCUACUGGGGUUUCAGCACAGACAGACUGCAUUUCCCACAUGCUUAAACAGACGUCAGAUGCUUUGGAGGACUGGCAGAGAAUAGCAGAGUAUUACGUGGAGAGACCAAGGAUUAUGAUGUGUGGACGUGCUGCAACAUUGUGUCCCAGUGAGCUCAGAAUGUUCUGGAGCCCAGCACCUCCUAAAUUCAUCUGUGCCCCCUGUGUUAUGAAAGACACACUUUUCCCCAAAUACCAGAUAACCCAGGCAGACUUGUGCAAAGAGAAUCUGUUGGACGAGCUGCACAAUGUGGAGGAGUCAGUUAGCCAUGUGAUGGACACAGAAAAGGUUACUUCUGAGGAAAAUGUCUCGCCUAUUAAGUGUAAGUCUGUUGCAGACUUCAGAACAACAGCCUCACUGACUCCCUCAUGGUUCAUCUCAGCAGAACAGGCGAGACAACCUCGCUCUGCCCCGCACUUAACCCCAGAUCUUGAGCCCCAUCUUCGGCUGCAGUCCGACUUCACCAGCCUUUCCCAGGAGCUGGAGCAUGUGCGGUGGCAGAACUCAAUCUGCGCAGCUCUGGCCAAAGAAUCCCCAUCCAAUGCCAAACAGACAAAGCCUCAGGAGGUUCACAAAGAGCCCAACUCAUCAGAGCGGCCCUGCCAGGUCCCAAACCACAGGAGAAACAAAGGCAAAGAGAGGGCAAGGGUGUUCCAUUUCAAACGCAGGGCCAAGAAAAGAGGAAAAACACUCAGCUCUGUCAAGAUGGCCUACGUUUGGAAAAAACUGAGAGAGCCAUCACGGACACUGACAAGGAGUGAGUCUCUGUGUCAGUUACCAUGGGAGUCUAAAACCUCCAAAGGGCAAUUUUCACCCCUCCUCUGCCUCAGUCUGCCCAUGCUCCUGGAUUUUGAGGCCUUUGCCACGGAUCAUGGUGGGAUACCUGACACGACACCACCCCGAGAGUGGGUCAGAGACAUAUGGGACACCUGGUUUGAUGAGGUCUUUCCCCCUCUGGAAAAUGUCCAGAGUGCAGGCUCUUUUCCUGGUGGUCUGGAGGAGAACCAACUUCCACAGGAUGAGAUCCAGGAACUGGACAAAGUGGUUUUGGAUGAAGGUCUCAAUACUGUUGAUUUGGAGCAUGAAGUGGCCAAGGUGACCCAAACUUUGACUGAAAGUGGAAACCACAGUGCCUUCGACCGUUGUCGUCGUGGAGCACUUUACAUCAAACUUGGUUAUCUCAACCAGGCCCUUGAAGAUCUCAGUGCUGCCAUCUCCCUGGAGCCCCAUUUACUGGAUGCCUACUGGCACAGACAUCACAUCUACCUGCUGAGAAACGACCCCGAUAGAGCUCUGGACGAUCUAAACGUCAUCAUUGAGAACAACAAGAAGCAUGCAGACGCUUUCACAUCUAUAGCAGAAAUCUACAAACAAAGAGGGGAAACCACACUGGCUCUAUUCAGCUACACCCAAGCCAUCAAAGUCAAGGCAGAUGAUGCAGAGAUCUACUUUAAGAGGGCAAAGAUGUAUGAAAAGAUGGGCGAGAUACUGCUGGCCAUGGAGGACUAUGCCAAAACCUUCACCUUCGACUCUACAAGGACUGAUGCAAUGAUGAUCCAUGGAAUACAGCACUUCAACACCUCCAAAUGGAUGCAGGCCCUGGAAGACUUCUCCCUGCUGCUGAAGCAAGAACCUGGGAAUGCUACAGCCAGAACAUAUAGAGGAAGGAUCUAUUCCAAGCUGGGUCAGUUUGAGAAAUCUAUCGAGGACUUUUCUCUGGCUGUGCACUUGGAUCCCAGCAGCUGGUUGGCGUUUUACCACAGAGGGUCUCUGCUGAGGGAGAUAAUGCCUCAUAUAGCCUUAAGGGACCUCAGCACAUCCGUUCUCAUCAAUGACAGUGCAGAAAACCUGAGUGCAUUCCUGCACCGCGGUCUGGUCUACAUGACGCUCCGGCGCUGGCGGCAGGCUAUGGCUGACUUUGAAGCUGUGAUCAAACUUGACAGUCACAGCAGAUUUGCGGCUGUUGCCCACGUCAGUUUGGGACUGAUCUGUAUGCUGAAUAUGGGCCGACAAUAUGAGGCCAUCAGAAGGUUCAGUAAUGCAUUGAAGGAGGAACCUACCUAUGUAAAAGCCUACGUAUGCCGGGCCAGAGCCUACUUCAACGUGAAUAAUCUGAGUAGAGCAGUGAAGGAUUUGACUCGAGCCAUCCAUAUAAAGCCAGACGCUUAUGAUCUGCACGUCAUGCGAGGGAAGUACUUGUAUGAAAUGAAACAGUUUGACCUGGCUACCCUCUGUAUACGGUACGCAGCGGAAAUGAAAACAGCUCUGGGUUUAUCACCGGUCCAGCAAGCUGUCGUCCAAUCGUUCCUGGGGAACUAUGCCAAUGCUGUCAUCUGUCUCGAGGAAGCAGUCGAUACGUGCCCUUCUCCUACACACCUCAUUCUUCUCGGGAGGACGCUGAUGAGGGAGCAACGGUUCAAAGAAGCAGUGGAGAGUUUCAGAAAGGCCCUGUCACUUCUGGGUACCAAUAAAACUAAACUCAUUACUUCACAAGAGGCUGCAGAGGUCCUCUAUCUUAUGGGCAUAUGCUACAUGAAACAAAUGCUUUUGUUACAGGAGAUUGAAGACUUUCUUCUCCUCCAUGCUUUGGAUGCUUUUAACAGCGCUGUGAGCAUGAACCCAGACCAUGCUGAGGCUCACCAUCAGAGAGGACUGUGCCGCGUGCAUCUACAAGACUCCACAGGUGUGCAGGACUUUAACAAAGCACUCCAAAUAAACCCCAAACUCUAUCAGGUGCAUCUCAGUCGAGCUGCCCUUUAUGGGGCUCAAGGACGAUAUGCAAAGGCUGUACUCGACUGUAAUGAAGCUAUCAGGAUCCAGCCCAAGAGUGUCAGAGCAUACUUGUAUAAAGGAGCUCUUAAAUUCUAUUUGAAAGCAUACAAGAGUGCAGUGGAGGAUCUGGCGAUGGCAAUCCAGAUGGACAGUACCUGUUCAUUUGCUUACUACAACCGCGGCAUAUGUUUUCAUGAGCUGCGGGAUUAUGAACUGGCUCUCAGAGACUAUAGCAUUACGCUGCUCUUAGGCUGUAAACCUGAGCUUGAGCUGAAAGUCGUGAUAAACCGUGGCCUUCUUUAUGUGGAGCUGAAUGACUAUGGAAGUGCCCUUCAGGACUUUAAGGCUGCAGCACAGAAACAACCAGAGGAUGUAAUAAUUCUUCAUGCGCUGGGAGUUAUUCACCACAGGCUCGGCCAGUUACAGGAAGCUGUGGAUGCUUACAGCCAAGCUUUAAGACUUGAUCCCUUCUUGCAAGAUUCCCAUGUGGGCAGAGGCAAUGUUUUCAUGGAUUAUGGGCACAAUCACGCCAGGAAACAAGCCCAGAGGGACUUCCUCUCAGCCCUGCAUCUCAAUCCACUCUGUUCAAGUGCCCGCAUUAGCCUGGCAUACAACUUACAGGUUUUGGGAUUCUUCCAGAGAGCCUGGAAUCAGUUCACUGUGGCUGUAGAGGUGAACCCUAAAUGCUGGGCGGCGUAUGAAGGCAGAGCUGUUACCAGCCUACAAAUGGGCAACAUGUUUGCAGCCCUGCAGGACAUAAACACUGCUAUAAAGUGUAACCCUCAUGCAGAGCAGCUCUUCACAAACCGAGGUCUGAUCCAACAGUUCAUGGGAGAUAAAGCUAGUGCCAUGAAGAACUACCAGACCGCUAUCAGCCUCAACCCGGAAUAUUCCCUCGCUUACUUCAAUGCUGCCAACCUCUUCUUUUACAAUGGACAGUUUGAGCAGGCAUGUGAGUACUACAGCCGAGCUAUUGAGCUGGACCCCUCAGAUGAGUCUGCCAUCCUGAACCGAGCCAUCACUCACGCUCUGCUGCGGAAGGUCCCAGCAUCCCUGCAGGAUUUCAAUGAGGCUCUCUGCCUCAACCCGCUGUCUGCACAUGCCUACUUUAACAGAGCCAACCUGUACUGCUCUCUCAGACAGUUCCAAUCAGCCGAGAAGGACCUUACGCAAGCUUUGAUGCUGCAGCCUGGAGAUGCUCUUCUCUAUAAACUGAGGGCUGAUGUUCAGGGUCACCUGGGAUGGAAGGAGCAGGCGCUGGACGACUACAGAAUGUCGGUGGAGCUUCAGGACUCAAGAUGCUGCUCAGGGUCGGAGAAUGAUCAAAAUGAAAUUUUUGCUUCUUAGAUUAUUAGAAUUAGCUAAUGCAAUACAGUUUUUGAACAUUUUUGUUGCAUGCAAUCAGUUUAAAUUUGUUAAAUGUGAGUUUGAAAGUACAUUAAAGAAAUUAUUGAAUGUGUGGAAAACCAAGAUCCAGAUUGACAAUUUAAUUUGAUUGUUUGUUUUUUUUCCCCAUCAUCCAUUUCCAUCUUUUAUAAUACUCAGUUUUUAUUCUUUAUUUCUUAUUAUUCACCAGACAAAUAUCAUUAGCAAAAAUUAAACAGUGUAGUAACUUUAAUUGUAGAUUUUUAUUAGUUUUUAUUUGUUUAAAUUUAGUUUUUUUUUAGAUAUAUUAAAUUAAUUAAAUAAUAAAUUAGUUUGUAGCUAAAUUCAUGUAAGUACAUCAUCUUUUUGUUGAAAAGGCUUCAUUGCAUUAAAAAUAUUUUUCAAUUUAAUUCAUAUUUUAUGACAUUUUAUAUUGAGUGAAUAAGCCAUGCAUAACUUAUUAAAACAAGGUUUGCUGUCUGUAAGAUUUUUUAGGGUUUCUAAAAGAAGUUUCUUUUGCAUACCAAGGCUGCAUUCAUUACAUUCAAAGCACAGUAAAAAACAAAAAUAUUGUGAAAUUUUAUUACUAUUUUUAAAAACUAUUUUCUAUUUCAAUAUAUUUUAAAAAGACAUUUAUUCCUGUGUUGCAAAGGUGAAUUUUCAGCUUAUUACUCCAGUCUUCAGUGUCACAUGAUCCUUUAGAAACCGUUCUAAUAUGCUGAUUUCCUGCUCAAGAGAUAUUUCUUAUCAAUGUUUUUGUGAAAAUAUUGUGAUAAAUUUUUUAGGAUUCUUUGAUGAAUAGAAAGUAAAAAAAAACAAAAAAAAACAGCAUUUAUUUGAAAUA
Messenger RNA from Onychostoma macrolepis, 6501 nucleotides. RefSeq names its product tetratricopeptide repeat domain 6 (gene ttc6). Bases 372 to 5639 code for a protein of 1755 amino acids. The transcript is spliced from 32 exons. NCBI's taxonomy places the organism in Eukaryota, Metazoa, Chordata, Actinopteri, Cypriniformes, Cyprinidae. Gene Ontology annotation, molecular function: protein binding. The record is from RefSeq and is a predicted model, not a curated record.